UGGGAUGAGGUAAGAAUAAUGCCUUGAGAGGCAAAAAUAUCAGACAGAUUGCACGGGAAGGAACUGGAGAUGGCAUGAAUUGAAAUAUUCAUUCCUUCCCCACCCUGGCUGCAGCCAUCUCCGUUCCUGGAGAGCAUGACACACGUCCCAUCCUCGGCCUCUGGCCACAGCGACCUCACCGCUCAUUUCCCCUGGAACCGAGGAGGCAUACCUGGGCUCUCCACAAAGGGAGAUGAUGCAGGGAGGGGAAUCCCACCUGCUCUGAGUCACCUGCUGUUAAGGGCGGGUCUUACAGCUCAGGGACCUUAAAAAGAGACUGCGAGACAAAGGGAAGAAAACAGGAAGCAUCUUAGAAACCGGACUACAAGAGUCAGAAUAAAAGGAGGCUGGUGGAGAGUCCACCAGGCCUGCUGCAGGUCACAGAGCCACCCGGAUUUGAGAAGCGGACAACACGAUGCUGGACUGUAGAGCCAUUUUACUGCUGUGGCUGCUGCCCUGGGCAGCUCACGGCCGGACGGUGCCUAGCAGCAGCAGCCCUGACUGGGCGCAGUGCCAGCAGCUCUCUCAGAAUCUCUGCACACUGGCCUGGAGUGCACAUCCCCGAGAGGGACCGAUGGAUCUGCUAAGAGAAGAAGGAGGUGAAGAGGCUAGAAAUGACGUCCCACACAUCCAGUGUGGGGACGGCUGUGAUCCCCAAGGACUCAAGGACAACAGCCAGAUGUGCCUGCAAAGAAUCCACCAAGGUCUGGUUUUUUACAAGCAGCUGCUGGACUCAGACAUCUUCACAGGGGAGCCUUCUCCACUCCCUGAUGUGAGCCAGCUUCAUACCUCCCUACUGGGCCUCAGCCAGCUACUCCAGUCAGAGGAUCAUCCCUGGGAGACACCACAGAGGCCUAGCCUGAGUCCCAGCCAGCAGUGGCAGCGUCCCCUUCUCCGCUCCAAGAUUCUCCGAAGCUUCCAGGCCUUUGUGGCGACAGCUGCCCGGGUCUUUGCCCAUGGAGCAGCCACCCUAACGGAACCCUUAAUGCCAACAGCUUAAGUAUAGCACCCAGGUUCCCAGCAAUGAUAAGAUCAAUCUACCAACCCAGGCUUCUGUAAGCCAACAAGCUAACUGACCCAUUAGUACUUUUGGUUGUUGUUUUGUUUUGUUUUGUUUGAAGGGCAGCUUUACUAUGGGGGUGGGGGGACCAGAGCAGGUAGCUCCCUAGAGGAAGGAGAUAGAGAUGAGGAAUAAAGUCCCACGGGAGCACAUCAGGGAAGCAAUGAGAAAGGCCAGAGCACCAGAAAAAGUGAGCCCAAGCAAGCUCGGUACCUGCCUUAGUCCCUGAGGACAAAUGGCCAACGUGGACCGACUGUGAUUUCACCUGGGACAAAGCUGCAUAUUUAUUAACCCGGA
This is a messenger RNA of Alexandromys fortis (reed vole), 1396 nucleotides long. RefSeq names its product interleukin 23 subunit alpha (gene Il23a). The record is from RefSeq and is a predicted model, not a curated record. The coding region runs from base 455 to 1039 and encodes 194 amino acids. Gene Ontology annotation, biological process: positive regulation of T-helper 17 cell lineage commitment; positive regulation of T cell proliferation; immune response. Gene Ontology annotation, molecular function: cytokine activity. The transcript is spliced from 4 exons. Gene Ontology annotation, cellular component: extracellular region; interleukin-23 complex. Lineage: Eukaryota; Metazoa; Chordata; Mammalia; Rodentia; Cricetidae.